Ectocarpus sp. CCAP 1310/34 is the source of this 1391-nucleotide messenger RNA. NCBI's taxonomy places the organism in Eukaryota, Phaeophyceae, Ectocarpales, Ectocarpaceae. The record is from the annotation of a GenBank genome assembly.
GGCAUGGAGGUGGAUGGGGAUUCCGGCGAUUGCGCCGUGGAAAGCGACGGGGGUAGCGGCGCCGGAGGUGCUCCGGAUGCCGUCGCUGGUGCUCCGGAUGCCGACAUCGCUGGCGCUUCUGUGGAGGAAGCGGUGGUGGGUGGGGUAGUAGCGUCUAGGGAUGGCGUGGAGGGGCAGCGAGAGGGCGAGGACGACGAGAAGUUUAUGGUUCGAACCUGCAGCAUGUGCCAGUCCGGGGAGAGGUUCAAGGAGACACAGCUCCACUGUGUCGGGAUAUGGCUGCACGCCCUUCGAUACCAGGGGCCGGAUUGGGCUUUCGAGACCAAGGUGCCAUCGUGGGCGACCUUCUGAUCUUGCUCCCGUACCCGAUAAAAAAACAGCGUUGUUGCUCUUUGUCGGAGGGAGAUCGGGAUAACAUGCGUAGUACAGGAUAUUAGUGGUACAGGGCAAUGCAGAACGUUCGAGGGGAAGUCGUCGGAGAGUGGAGAUUUUUCCGCUGCUGCAUUUGAGCAAUGGGUUGCUGCAGCACGAGGCAAAGUCGUGGUAGACAAGCUCGGGUCGCCCACCCUUGGUGCCGAUAUGCGGGUCUAGUGAGCCUUAUCAUAGAGGCGCCAAACGGACGUGGCUUCGACCCGCGCCCGUUCGUCGGAUGGCCAAAUGCACAUACGCGUGUCCUGUGGUGAGGUAGGUGUAUGUUGGUCGGGUACUGUAGUCGUGGUGGUGGCCUUGAUCAUUUCGGGUUAGAAUCCAGGAGAGUUACCGAGGUUGUCCAUCUCACUUGGGAGCAAGGGGUAGAGGAUAAACCACAAGAUCUAAGCUUCAUGGUACACCUCCACGUACACCCGUGACUAUACGAAAACCUAGGCAGGUAAUGGUUUCGCCCGAAUUUUGAAGCGUCCAGCCUUUCAGAGAUACAUCCCAGGUAUCUCUUGAGUUCCUGCUUCGAAACAAAGACAUGCUGAAAUGGCGCUGGGACGAUGUGCACAAAAAAUGUGGCAUGACCACCUGUAUGACUAGUCUUGUUUUCACAUGAAUAAUCGCCUGACCCUCCAACGCCUACUGUGUCCAUAGUACGUGCCGUGGGCAGCGCGUUUGAUACACAAAAAGUCAAAAUCACUAAGAGCAAGCCCUCCAACGCAGACACAUAUCCGCCGAAUAUUUUUGUUGCCGCAACGCUGACAUUCUCAUCGACAAUAAUAUAGAGCUAAGCAAGUCGUGCGUGCCUACGUAUGCAUAUGUUCACGCUUCUACAAGGCAUCGGCGACAUCAUGUGGACACUCAUCACGCCGGGGGCCCCAUCUACCCUUCGCGUACGCGUAUUUUCAACCCCGACCCCCCCUCCAAUGUGCCUCAUCUCCCAACAUCCGUACGUACUCUGCUGUCACCCCCCC